Molecule: messenger RNA, 4961 nt
Organism: Mirounga angustirostris (Northern elephant seal)
Lineage: Eukaryota; Metazoa; Chordata; Mammalia; Carnivora; Phocidae
Gene: TPGS2
Product: tubulin polyglutamylase complex subunit 2
Exons: 7
Coding region: 30-1022 (330 amino acids)
Biological process (GO): protein polyglutamylation
Source: RefSeq, a predicted model, not a curated record
CGUGGGGAGCCGUGCGAGGCGACGGCGGAAUGAGGGGAUGUACGCUAGAAGCAAGAUGGGGCAUCGCUGCGGUGACUUACGUUGUUCAGAAGGAGAGGGCAGCCGGGUGCGUGACUAGGCCGGGGAGCGUUUGCGGGGAGUGUUCGGACGCAGAGCUGGGAAGCCCAAAGCUCCCCCCCCCCCCCCGCCAGUCCCACCCCAGGCCCCAGGAAAGACGCAAAGAAUCUUCCCCAGGUGUGACAGAGGUGACUAUCAUAGAGAAACCACCUGCUGAACGUCAUAUGAUUUCUUCAUGGGAACAAAAAAAUAACUGCCUGCUACCUGAGGAUGUGAAGAAUUUUUACCUGAUGACCAAUGGCUUCCACAUGACAUGGAGUGUGAAGCUGGAUGAGCACACCAUUCCAUUGGGCAGCAUGGCGAUUAACAGCAUCGCAAAACUGACUCAACUCAACCAGUCUUCCGUGUAUUCACUCCCAAAUGCACCAACGCUGGCAGACCUGGAGGAUGAUGCACUUGAAGCCAGUGAGAACCAGCCAGAGAAGCCUCACUUUGAUUCUCGCAGUGUGAUAUUUGAGCUGGAUCCUUGCAAUGGGAAUGGGAAGGUUUGCCUUGUCUACAAAAGAGGGAAACCAGCGUCAGCGCAAGACGCUGAGAUCUGGUUCCUGGACAGAGCGUUAUACUGGCAUUUCCUCACUGAUUCCUUCACUGCUUACUAUCGCCUGCUCAUCACGCACCUGGGCCUGCCGCAGUGGCAAUACGCCUUCACCAGCUACGGCAUCAGCCCACAGGCCAAGUGGUUCAACAUGUAUAAACCCAUCACCUACAACACAGACCUACUUGCAGAAGAGACCAACUGCUUCGUGAACAAGCUGGAUCCCAGCAGAGUGUUCAAGAGCAAGAACAAGACCUUAAUCCCCAAAAAGAAAGGGCCAGUCCAGCCUGCAGCUGGCCAGAAAGGGCCCCCGGGUCCUCCCUCCACCUCUAAAUCCUCUUCUAGCCCUGGAAACCCUGUCCGGAAAUGAGCACCCCUACCUCCCCGCCAGCCCUACAGCAACGAUUUCCAUGCACAGAUGGCCCAAGCCCCAGAUUCUGUGAGUGGCACCAUAGGCCUCUUCCCAUCUGCGUGAGCCAAAUCCUAGGCCUUUUACUCCCGUUGGCAUUAGCCAGGAGUUCAAGGGCAUACUCAGGUCUCCCCUAGAGUCCUUUCCUCAGCCCUUGCCUCUGAAAGCUGUGGAGAGUUUCAGAACUUGUUUAAGUAGUUAAAUAGAGCUGCUCAGAGCUUCCUCUCUUUCCACCCCCAACCAUCUACACCCCUCAGCAGUGAUCAGAGAAAUCCCCCGAAGAAACCACUGAUUUUGACCCAUGAGGCAUUAGAACUGUGCUGUUCAGUUGGUAAUCACUAGCCACAGGUGGCUGUAUAAAUUAAAAACUCAGUUCGUCAGUUGCAUUAGCCACAUUGUGAGUAUUCAUGUGGCUAAUAGCUUCUGUAUUCAACAACAGAGAUAAUGGAACAUUUCCAUCAUCACAGAAAGUUCUGUUGGGCAGCACUGCAUUAGAAUAUUUUCAUGCUGCCCUUACUCAGAUCAGUUCAUUUUUGUUGGAGAAUGUGGAUACCUUAAUUUGAUGGGUCAUAAUGUUCCAUGGAAAUUCUUGAAGGUACAAUUGUGUAUGUUCUUUUUAUUUUUCAUAAUUCUCACUGGUCCUUUUCAGUUUCCUAUAAAAUUUGUUGUUUCCAGUUUUGCAGUGUGAUGUUUUAUACAUUGCCAAAAUUAUCUUAGUUUUGUUUUUUUUUUUUAAAGGCGGUAAUUCUCUACUUGAACCAUUUAAAAACAAAAAACAAACUCCCAAGCAUUGUUUUACAGGACUCCGCAUAAAGAGUUCUUAUGAAACCACUGUUGACAAGAGCUUUCCACCUGCCCUGCCUACUCCCAGCUCUCAGCAAUUCAUGGAGUGGCAGAAAGGGACAAAGAGGGACCAAGCUAUCAAGGAUAACAGCUCAAGUUUAGUCUAUUAGAAGAAUUUUUCUGCCAGACUGAUCAAAUGAAAGGGAGAGCCAACAGCACCAGAUCAGUGAGUCCAGCAUGUGGCUGCUGGUCCAAGACCAGUCAAAGGUAGAAGGGGAUUGGGCAGGCGGGUCACCGUCUACUGCGCAAGCCAGCCUCUCGUGCCGAUGCAUCGCCUGAAUCCCUUUGGAGUCAGUCCUGGCCCUGUGCUAGUUUUCACAGGAACAGCCGCAGAGGAACCGGAGUGCAGCACUGCCCUUCGUGUCACUGGCAGUCCUCAAAAGGCUAUAGAAUAGAGAAGGAGGGGGCUCCGCAAAGGUAAGGAGAGCAGUGAAGAGCCGGGCUGGUUACCUGAGUGCAGGACCCGGUGCCAAACAAAGAUGGGGGGCCUCGUGUCCAAAAAUUAGGAAAGUAGUACCAUUAAAAGUACUAAAAUGUUCUCCCUUUCUUCCAUGGUCUCUCUCACAUCUUGUUGUGGGUUUUUACUUGCUACUUAGUGCUGUCCUAAGUAACGAAAAAUUUAAAUUCUAAAUCAUUAGCAUUAAUUUUAUUCCUCUUUAUAGUACACCAUUCCAGUUUUAAAUGCAACUAGAAGAGCAGAGAACUCAUGCAGAAUCACCAAAAUUAAACAAGUUACAUUUCAUAGCUUAUGUAUAUAUGUGGUAUAUAUAUGUAUUUUGUCCUUAUUAGGCAACACUGCAAAAAAAAAAACCUCGCUCAACUAUUAUUUCACUUCUUGAUACGUACACAUUCUAUCAACACUCUUGCAGCUUACUGAUGAGUAAGGAAGGGCUAAAAGAAAAACUAGGAGCUGCCCUAUGUUUUCUUUUUUCCUAAGUCAUCAUUUUCAGCAGAUGUGGGUGGCUAACGAAGGAAAAUGACACGAGUAAAAUAAAAACUUAAAAGUAACAUGAGUAGAAAAAAGAUAUGACUAGGUUCCGCAGUCAUUCAUGCUUCUUAGAAUGCCAUUACCUUCUUUUCACAUUCAAAUCAAGUCUGGUUCAAAUAGAAAGCACGGCCUCUUGGGGCUCUCAGUGCCCACACUUACUCAGUUGUAGGAAUAACUUGCUUAUGCUUGGAAUCUCUUCUCAACCGGGCCAUGGUGGGUCUGCUGGAAUUCUGUGCACGCAGGCAUCACAACGGUGCUAAGUGAAUGGGGGGAUGGGGAACAGCGGACACACUGCAUGGAUCUCCUCUGCUCCUGUGUGCCUGCCUUUGUCUUACCAGACUUCACUUAAAAAACACAAGUUCAAAGACAAAAUUAAGAACUUCAGACAGUGACAGGAGAGCAUUCAACCACAUGUGAGGCCCACUAAGUGUGGGGCCCUCUGUGCUGACUCUGGCCAUGUGCCUGUGAAGCCGCCCCCAAGAAGGAAGAAGGGAGCUCUCCUGGUGAAAGACACAGACAACCUGUAAGCGGAGUGUGCUACGUGGGGAGAAAACUCACCCAUGAGAUUUAUGUUUCGAAACUAAAGCAAUUUAAAUGGCAAGAGGUUCUACUGUAUAUCAGCUGCCCAAGAAAAAGAUAACUAUGCUGGAAUCACAAAAUGAGAAUAAGUGGCAGAAUGCCUCAGGAUGCACUGAUGUAGUUAAGAUUGUGCAUAAAGUGCCACAUCCUCAUGCUGCUUGAGUCCUAUAGCAGGGAAGUCCCCAAGCCAAGGACAGGACUGAUGGGGGGCUACUUGCACAUAAUAACCCAUAGGAUCUAUCCCUUGAAGCUGUGCCUCCCCAAACUUGAACAUACAUCAGUGUCACUGGACUUGUGUGUAGAAAAUCAGAUACCUUUUCAAAUCCCACUCCAGACCCACUAAAUCAAAAUGGCAAGGAAAUAUCAGGACUCUUACUCAACUGUAAUUGUGACAAUAACGCUUACCAAAUCUGAAGCUUUCUACUUCGUGGGUCUAAGUGGUUGUGCUUUCACUGCAUGGAGAAGAACUCUAAAUCUGUUUUUCAUCUAGAAAAGCAUGUACGAUGAUUGGAACGGAAGGACCAAGGGACCCUGUGUGAAUAGUAUUUUUUAAACCUUUUAUUAUGGAGAAUUUUAAAUAUUUACAAAGAUAGGUAGAAUAAUGAACCCAUGGAUACGUCACCCAGUUUAAGCAGUUCUUAAGACCAAGCAUAUCUAUACAUCUGGUCUUUGGCCUUCCAAUUUUAAUUUUUUAAAUAAUUCCAUUUUAACUUACCUAUUGGUUUUUAAGUUACAGUUCUUUGCAUUACAUUUUUAACAGUUGCUCUAAGGAUUACAAUAUUUAUUCUGUUUCCUAUUGAAUGCAGUACCCACUCAGACACAUAGCAUCCCUAAGUAGCCAUAUUUGUGUAGUAGAACUCUGGCCCCCUGAUUGCAGGUCACUGGACAGUAGGAGGAUACCAAUUUAAAUUGACUAUACUUUAACCCUUUGGGUCUUGUGAUGAAUUCUCUUUGGUUUAAGCUAACCCAGACUGGAUUGUUUUUCUAGCUGAGCAUGCCCUGGUUAAUACACAGCCUCUAAUAUGGAGCUAUUGUGAAGAUUAAAUCAGCUCAUUGGUGAGAAAUCCGAAUAGUCCCUUCUUUUUCCCGUCUUCCUUUAUAAUGCGACUCCAACCUUUGUCUCUAGCCAUUCCUUUAUGGGCCAUCUGGUUCUGUCUUCUGAUCCACUCACUUUCCUUCCAAAACACGAGCAUGGUUUCCUACCUGCCAGUGCAGGCCAGAUGUCCCUGCUCUGCCUCCCAAGGUCCUGCUCCAGUCUCCUCCACCUCAGAGUUCUCCAUGCAGCCUAGUCCAGCAGCAGAGCCCUCCCUGGGGCAGAGUGCCACACAGCGGUACCACUCAAGGAACCCUGGGUCAUCUUGCCUUGUUUCCUAUCUUCAGUGGUUGUUGAGAUAACGACUGUGUGUUACUUUGGCAAGCCAUGCUGCUUGGUGUGGAACUCCAUUAACCAUUAAAGGAUUAAACUUCAAAUCAAUUAAUACAUAAUUUUG